Trichogramma pretiosum is the source of this 6522-nucleotide messenger RNA. RefSeq lists its product as uncharacterized. NCBI's taxonomy places the organism in Eukaryota, Metazoa, Arthropoda, Insecta, Hymenoptera, Trichogrammatidae. Bases 462 to 6146 code for a protein of 1894 amino acids. The record is from RefSeq and is a predicted model, not a curated record. The transcript has 10 exons.
UUUCUUUUUCAUCGACCUCCCUUGAUUCCAUUCGAUAUCAGUCCGUGACAGGGUUCGUAAAUUUGGCACGUGCACGCGGGGGGGCAGCAGCAUUCGGCAAAUGCCGCUGAACCAGAGCGCCAAGCCGCCAACGAUAUGAGACGCCGGCCGGAUUGAAUGUCAGCACGUCGCGAUUGGUCCGUUUGUUUGGGUUCAACCGUUGCGGGUCCCGCUUGAAUUUUUCUAGGUUGUAGUGCGCGCGGAAGAUAUUCACCAUUGAUGUAUAGUAUAUACACACACGCAUACUACGUGUAAACACUGCCUCCUGACCGCAUUUACAUUAUCAUGCCAAUUCAGUUUUGUAUACACAUUGAUAUAGCCUGCAAGUGCGCGUUGAUUUAGCAAAUGCAGUGCAAAUGCUGUGUCGUUGUUCAUUAGUUACAGUAUUAAAAUAACCCAAGUGUAUAUAGCUCUUGCUCAAAAUGUCGAUUAACGUUACCGUCAAGGGUAAUCCUAUAAGUAUCAGGAAGGGCAAGAUGAUACUCUCGGAUCUUGACAAGAUCAAGAAGUACGACAGAGAUCAACGCAAAAAGCUGAGACUAGAGCAGGUUCAAGAACAAAAUAAAAUAUUUUCGAGAAAUUUACUUGAACGAGUGAAGCUCGCCGAGAGAGAAUCGCAUCGUCGCUUGGCCGAUGACGACCACAAUGAGCUGACUGCUCGUGAACGCGACAGAAAACUACAGGAGGUACGACGGCGUUGCCCUGAAAGCGAGUUUAUCGGUUAUGCUCAUGAAAAUGCAGCCAGACAGCCUGAUGUCGAAGCCAUACGUCGGGCUGAAGAUGAAAGAAAUCGAUUGCGAGCUAAGGAAAGAGGAGCUGAGGCUGCUAGAAAGUUGAGAGAGGCUAAAAAUGCACAAGCUGCUAUUCAUAAGGUGCCAGAGCGAUUAAGGAAAGCUCGUGAAUUAGAGAAUGAGCGAUCCAGUAUGGUUGCUCGCUUAGCACAAAAAGCACAUAGCCUUGAAGAACAUGCAGAAUCAUCCGAUAAUAAUUUUGUCAACAAAACAGUUCCUCCUGUGUGUUUAAAGAAGAAACCAAAGUGUGUUGUUCCAAAAAAGUCACCUGUGAAAAAAUCUAAAUCUUCUAAGGUAUCCAAGAAUGUGCCCCGAGUAUCAGUAACAAUAAAUAAUGAUAAUAUCACCACUGUGCCAUCUGAUUCUUGUAGGAAAAAUAUUGAUAAAAAAAUUCCAAAUAAUGAGCCUGAUGUUCCGAAAACAAUUUUAGAUUCUAUGAAAGACAAAAGUCGUGAUAGUUUACUGGAGUCAGAUGAUAAUGAACCCAGAAAAAUUGUGCCUACGACAAGCCAAUCAUCUGAAAAACCUGAAAAUCUCUUGAGGUAUAAUAAACAAAGUAAUAAUCUUGGCCAUAGUUCAUCUGAACUUAGCAGUACAUCAACUGUAUUUUCAUCUACGAAUAGUGAAGAUUCGUCAUAUUUCUCAGAUAAUGUUUUAAUAAAAACAUCAACUCGUAAACCAAAUCUACUCAAACCUCCAUCAUCAACCAAGUCUACUGUUGAUAUGUAUAACUAUAAAACUCGACAAAACAAAUCUUAUGAUCACCCGUCAGACUUGGUAGAAAAAGUGAACGAUAAAAAUAAGCCUAGAGCCGAGAAAUUAGCUCAAGAAUUGAGAAAAACCGAAAGUCGAAACUCCGAAGUAAUUGAAAAGCGCAAAGAUUUGACUAAAAAACGUAGUGAAGAUGCCAUAGCUCGAGAAAAUAUCGCCCGAGAUUACAAGGAAUUAUUGAAAUAUCUUGAUCGGCUUGAAAAAGAAUCUAAAAAGUUUAAAACUGCCGAACUUUUAAACAAUGCACCACUACCUCAGCCAUCGAAAAAAAUUAAAGAUGAAACUAAGCGUCAAAAGAAAAUGGAUCGCGCCCUUCAAGAAAUUUUACGAACAUCACGAAAUGCUGGAAUGAAUCUCGAUAGCCAGACCGAGCGACCAAUAACGAUCACUCCGCGUGAUUAUAUACACGAUAAACCCACACCAGUUAAUACUUGGUCAGAAGCUCCGUUUACCCGAAAUCCUAGUGCGCGUAACGACGAUAACGAUGAUUAUACAGAUGAAAGUUACAACGAUGUCACUAAUGUCGAAGCUUUUGACGAGAGAAAUGUCAUCAAGGCUUUGAUAAAGAUCGAUCAGCUAAAACGUAACAUAUUACAAGAUUACGGAGCUAGUUUACCGGACAGUAUACUCCAAGCUAGUCGAAAGCCAUUGUUCGCAAAUGAACAAACUGAACCCUACAAACAACCAGUUGAACAACCGCAAACAUGCACUUUCCAUCAUCAAUAUCAACAACAUCAACAUCAACAACAUAAACCUCAAGUGCCAUCUUCGAUGACGUCUUCAUCGAGUCAGGAAAAGGUGGAGUGUUGUCAUUCGUCGCAUCAUCACGAUCAAUCAGAGAUUCAAAUGAUAAACUUGUCGCGCGAUGACGCCGUUCGACCGCCAAAGAAAAUAUUCAGAACUAAAACUUCAACUUGCAGUCAAAAAUCUUCCAGAACAGAGAGCACUGUUUCGAUGCAAGAUCAGCAAGUACAAGUUGAGCUUGAAUCAAACAAGUCUUGCAAAAAAGUUCGCCAACCAGUUAAGAAACGAGUGAUUGAGCCAACCGUAAAGAUUGUAUCGAAUGCUGCUGCAGCAGAUAGCGGUAACGACAGUAGCACCAGCAGUACAUCUUCCACUACUACCGAUAUGGUAAUCGAUGUCAAUAAUAAAGAAAUUACUGUCGUUCCUAAAACUCGCGACAGUUCGGUUAAAAUAUCGAAAAGUACCAGUACCGUGAGUUCAGCUAGUGUUGAAAAGCAAAAAAGCAAGUCGUUCCAGUUGACGUAUGAUCCCGUCAAAGGUGUAUUUGAAGUCGACGGAUACGUUAUUGACCCGGAGAAAAAAGAAAUCAUCGUGAGAUCAAGGGUCCAAAAAGCGUCCGAUCCACGUAAAAGUAAGCAUGAUAAGGAAAACUCGGUCAAAAAUAAAUCUACCUCGACAAACACCGAAAUGCCACCGCCGAAAACAAAGAGCACCAGUACUGGUACAUCUACAGUUAAAACUAAAGAAAAAUUGUCCGCGUCGAAAAAAGCUAAGUUGGCUGGUAAACUGUUUCCGUAUUUACCUACGAGUUCAAAAUCGCGUUCGCUGCCCGGUAGUCGGAUGCAGUCUCCAGUGAAGAAGCAAUCGAAAUCGGUACCAAACAGUCCAAAGAAAUCGCGCAAGUCUUUACAAGAAGAGCGCGAAUAUAGACACCAAUUCACGCAGGUGUCGAUUGAUUCGAGUACUACGACUACUGACACUUCUUCUCUACUUUGCUCUGAUAGCAACGGUAGUAAACGUUUAUACUGUAGAAUCGAAACGGUGGCUGCUCAAAAGUAUAUGAAUAGGCGACAAGACAUUUCGGACGGGUCGACUAUUUACGCAAGUCCACCUCAAACUACACCUGGAAUGUAUAUUGAUCAAUCGGCCAACAAUCACAGUACUUCAAUAAAUGACAUGUUGGAUGCAAAUGGUAGCUUGAAAAGAAGAGUCACCCCAGAGCCAUCGCCCAUGCCGGAGAGUCUAAAACUUUUAUAUAUGAUGAGUACAAAAGGAGACGCUGCUGCUACAGUUUCUGCUAGAGAAAAAGCACCCAGUGAAAAUACGUGCCAAUGUAAAAACCCAACGUGUAAAUUGCUUCACGAUCAAGUUGACGAUGCUCUAAAUUAUGCGUUAAAUCAUGGCCCAGAAAUAUUGAAAGAGUAUGACAAGCUGCAAUAUACAUGCCAUAAAAGAAUCGAAUCUCUAACAGAUCUCAUUACAACUCUUCGCAAAGAAAAGAAAGAUAUGGAGUUUUCAGCAGAAUCUUUACACGAUCAUUCAGCCCCAGUUGCAGGUUUCUCGCAAUCGAGUAGAACCUCACAGCGAUCUCAGCAGCUUCAUCAGCAGCGUUCACAAACAUCAUCGCAGACGGGAAAAAGUAGUGAACUGAUGAAAAAAAUUGAAACAGUCCACUCAGCACUCAAAAAGACCUUCACUGAAACCGAAAGGAAAAUCGUUGGAAAGAGCAUGCAGGAAACACCCCGAACAGUGCCAACUACUGAUCACUCGUCAAACAGUACAAUCGAACUUUCUAAAGAUAGUACAAUAAUUAUAAGUGACGAUGAAGAAGAUCAAACAAUCGUUAAUUCGUCAAAAUCCCCAGCUAAGCCGAAAAUACUAAAGGAUGAGCGCGUUAAUGUCGAUCUUUCAUUGCUGCGACAACAGUCGAGAAACAAGAGCCCGGAACCGACGAGAUCUUCAGCGGAUCCAAAUAACGGAGAUCCGGUGGUGAAAAUGCUGUCGAAAGAGAUUUUAGAACAAAGUAAAAGCAUUAAUAAAUCUACGCCAAAUAGCAUUAAAUCCAAAUCUGAUGUUUCUCCCUCGAAACAUUCAAGUCAGGGAAAUGCCGAGGUAGAACCUGUAAUCAAGGAGACACCCGUGAGAGACCUGAGCAAUCAAGACAGUAAUUCACCGUCUAACCAAGACCUAAGACAAAAUAAUUUGUCAGAUAAUUCGAACGUACUUAAUUCGGAGUAUGAACCGUUCCUCGCUGGUAUACCGAAAAUCAAUCGCAAUAUAAGCACAAGCAACAAUACGGAAAGGUCCAGGCCUCCAGUUACUCUCAUUAGUAGACCGUUCAAACCAGAAGUUUUUGCUUCACCUGCCCAUGAAUUAUCGACUAUCGUUGAAUUCGAUACUCCCAACACGCAAAACAAGAGUCAAGUAAGCACCCGAAGCCCAUCCACCAAGUGCCGUCGAAAAAUAGCUGGUACAGAAGAGACUCAGUCUACUGCUUCAUCCCCUUCAAAGAGUACAAGCGAUCCAUUCAAAAUUCCUAAGUUAAAACCAUCAGUGCACGUUGCUCCCUUCCCGGCGUUGCGAUCUCCACAACAACAACACCAACAACAAAAACAACAACAAAAGCAACAACAAACACAACAGCCACAACAACACUUCAACAAAUUAUCUGCCUUUGCUAAAUCAACCUUAGUUAAAAACAUGGAUAAGUCAAUGGAGAAAUCAAUUGAAUCUUUGGACAAAUUGAAAAAGGCUUCAUCGGAUUCGAUGCAUACUUUGCCUGAUAUGGUCAUAGAAUUGCAACAGAGUCAAGACAACAACGACGGAUAUGAACGCAUCAGUCAAAUUUCCAUGUAUUCGCUUCCGGAUGAAAAUAUCGACGAUUUGAUCAUCAGUGACAUCUGCGAGGAAAGUAAAUCUAAGAGUACAACACCUGCGUUAAAUUCCAAUAAUAGUAGAGACGGAAAUUUCAGCAAUUCGAACUCCAGAAACAUGUCUGGUUUGUCUGGAGUAUCUGAAAUAACGUCUUCGCAUUCUUCCGAUCGCAACCGUGUAAAGUGUCCAUCCGAACCUGAAGAGAUGGAAGAAGGUCUGAAACAAGUUGGUUUGUUCUGGGCUGCCUCAACUCUGAAGAAAACAAGAGAAGCGAGUGCUCUUGGUUCUUCAUCAAGUUCUGAAGGGACACCCGUGAACACAGGGACUCGCUUGGUUUCUCCGUUCAAAAAACAGCAAGAUGGCUCGAUAAUAGAAAUACCUGAAAUUAGUGACGUAUCUUCCAUAUCGAUUAAGCACACUAACAUGAGUACUGACCGCUCAAUUCUAGUCAAAGGAAGAUGUUCUACACCCAACAGAAAAUUAGGCAGUAAUAAUUCAAAUACAUCGAACUAUUCUGUAAAAAGAUCUAAUCCUUCUGAACAUGGGAUCAACUUUAAUCACCCGAAUCAUCCGUUGAACCCAAAUGUUUCUCAUCAUUCUACACGUUCUGAUCGCAGAUCCGUUCAAUCAAAUAAUCAAUUGAAUUCGAAUGGUUGUUACACUACCGAAAAAUCUGUUCAUUCAAAUCACCAAUUUGAAUCGAUUUAUUCCAAUCGCGGAAUGGAAUCAAUUCACUCGAAUCGCGUCGUAGAAUCAAUUCAUUCCACUCGUCAAGUUGAAACAGUGAACUCAAACAAUGAAAAAAAUUCCUUUAACGGCUCGGACAGCACUAUAUCGACCCUAGCUAGUAUUCGUUCUGUUAAUGUUGUACACAAUGAAAGUGCCGAUGUAUCAAUACCUAACAUAUCGUUUCCGGAAAAAAUUUAACAUUACAAUGUAAAAAGCAUAAAUUAUUAAGUCUGUACUAUUAACGAUUUUAUGAUAUUUUUAAUGACUCAAGUAUUAAUCUGUUUCUUCUAAACGCAUUAGAAGAAAUGGAAUGUGAUUUUUUAAUUAUCUGGACUGCUACGCAGCUCAAUCAAUUUUACUAUAAAACUUUUUAAACAUUAUUUUAAUUUGUAAUAGACGAUUAAUAAUAUUUUAUGCUAUACUUAUUUAGAGAUAUAGAAUAAUUUUGCAUUGACUGAUGAUAAAUUUAAGUAAAAAAUAGUUAUAACUCGUGUCUGUUGGAUUAGUUUUAGAAAACUGUUUGAAAGUACUACUUGUAUUUAUUAUAGCUUGAAAAUAAAUCUGAUUUAUUGUA